Messenger RNA from Naegleria fowleri, 3759 nucleotides. RefSeq lists its product as uncharacterized. Gene Ontology annotation, molecular function: protein tyrosine/serine/threonine phosphatase activity; protein binding. The record is from RefSeq and is a predicted model, not a curated record. Gene Ontology annotation, biological process: protein dephosphorylation. The coding region runs from base 1 to 3759 and encodes 1252 amino acids. The transcript is spliced from 3 exons. Lineage: Eukaryota; Heterolobosea; Eutetramitea; Acrasida; Naegleriidae. Gene Ontology annotation, cellular component: cytoplasm.
AUGAAAUCAACACAAUCAUCAAGCACAAGCAUGGAUGAGGAAUUGUUUGAUAGAAAUCAAUUGGCGAAUAUGCCUUCUUCUUCCUCACGACCGACGACCGCAACAACAAUAUUUGCUCAUACUCUAUCAACAUCCCAACAACCACAACAACAGCAAAUGAUCCAUCCUCUCUCUUCCUCCUUUCAACAAUCCCAACAACAACAACACUUACAACCAAUCAAUCUCCCAAGUAAUAAUAGCGUUCUCAACCAUCCAAACAUCUCAUCGGUAUUGCAACAGCAUGGGACACAUCAACAACAGCAGCAACAACAAUCCUCCAAAGCUUUUUCUCCUCUCUCGCCAUCCCGAAGGAAUUUGCAACCACAACUUUUUGUGAGUGGCAUUCAUGAUAGUUUGAACAGCAAUGAUAACGAUCUGACUGAAUUUGAAAUGAAGCAAAUUUCUGCUUCGUCAAAACAAGUUGCAACACUAUUGCCACCGAAAAUAGCAUCUCCAUCAAACUUUGAUCAAGCGACCACUAAUGUUUAUAGUCAUCAUCAACGUGCUUUGGAGAAUAUUACGUACGGACCAAUAAUUGCUAAACCACAAACGAUCAAUAAUAUUCAACAACCUUCCAUUUAUCAACAACAACAACUUCCUUUAAGAGAUGACAAUUCCGAGACGUAUAAUUUGCAAACAAUUUCUGACAGUACCGCAUCUAUAGCAUCGUCACAAGGAGAAACCUUUUCGUUCUUUGAAAACAGUUUUAUAAUGCCACCUGACACAAUAACGCUCGAGGGAAAAAACUUAAAUGACGAGCUUCUGAUGCGUCAAGUAACUUUUCCGUUAGAUCGAGAAGUGAUUUGUUCAAUACAAAGCCAAAUGCACAUCUCUCUUCAUGGCUAUGCUCUCGAAAAAUCCAAGCAGGUUGAAGAAAAAGAAAUUCAUACAUCUCCACAAUGUCUACGACUAUUGACCAACAUUCGAGAACUCAACCUUUCAGAUAAUCAUUUGUACCGAUUUCCAUUUAAUUUACUCUUUCUUUCACUACCACCUCUACUUGCUCCCUUUGCUCAUCACCAAACGCCUAACCGAAAGACUUGUGAUAAUAAUUAUGUUCUACCAAACAUCACAAAAUUGGAUAUUUCAAGAAAUACUUUAAAAGUGUCCAGAAUUGAAUCCAUAAUUAAGAAACAAAAAAAUUUUGAGAAAUUAUUGGAUAAGGAACGACGAGAUUACCUUAAAAGUGAAAAUGCAUCCCCACAACGAAAAGUGUCACUUUCUUUAUUCAAAAAUAACCAAGAUCAAAAAGACUCAAACAAUCCAACCCAGGAUGACGACCACAAAGCAUACAGGUACGACAGUCUCAGAGAGUUAAAGAUGAGCUUCAACCAACUCAAAAUUUAUCCUCUAUUUGUUCAUGCGUUUUUUCCAAAAUUACAAAAGUUGGAUCUAAGCUUCAAUCAUCUGAAUUCUGAAAGUAUCGAAGUUUCAGAAAAGAGAAAUUCCAACAGUUUACAAACCAUGUUUGAAAAAGACAAAAACGAUUCCAGCAAUAGAGGUUUGGGCAUCAAAAAGAAGCUAAAUUUUUUCUCCAGGAAGACCCAGCAUUCACACAAUGUAGAUAUAUCAUCUCUUCAAGCAGCCUCAGCGCCAAUGGACAUAUCCGAACAUAGUCCAACAACACUCAACGAUCCGCAUGUCUGGUCGCCGAGCCAAAGCACCAGUCCUGACGAAAAGGUGUUUUCUUUAAAACAUUCAAAUCCUUACAAUACUAACGUACGGUAUUUUGAGGCAGGAGUUGCAGAUCCCUCACUUUCAGAACUGGAUCUUUCAAGUAAUUUGUUUAAAACGUUCCCACUCACUCUUAAAUUAAGAAAUCUCAGAAUUUUAAAGUUAAACAAGAACGUACAAAUGAACCCAAUGGCAGACAAAUCUGCAGCCCAUCAUCAAGAUGUUUCGAAAAAAGAAUUUAAAAGCAUGUUAUCAGAACAUGCUGAAAAAGGAUUUGAUUUUGAAGCAGACUUAUCAAGAGUCUGUAGAGACAAUUUACCGAAUUUGGAGCAUGUAGAGAUGGUGGAUUGCAAACUAGUGACUUUUCCUUCCAAUAUAAUUAGCAUUGACAGUCUACGAACGUUCAUUUUUGAUCGCAAUCCAUUUGGUGCUGGAAGCGUUCAGCAUAGAAAUCAACAAAUUGUACAAAAGGUGAUCAUGUUGUCAAAGAACGAGAAGGAAAAGUUUUCUGAGGAUCAAGAAAUUGAUGACUCGCUUCUUCGCGGUUUCCCAGACCUUUACAAUUUUAGACACAAGUUUAACAUUACAAAGUUAUCAGUCAACCACUGUAGGUUAAAUUUAGAUCAAGAUUUACCUCGAAUUUUGAAAACCUUACCGAAACUCAAGUGCUUAAAGGCUGGCAAUAACUUAAUUAAGGGGAAAAUUGAUACAUGUAAUUUUGAAGUAUUCCACAAUAUUGAAGAUUUAGAUUUGUCCAACAACUUUUUACAGGGUUUUAAUUUUAAGGUUUUUCCCAACUUGAGAAUAGUGAACUUGGAAAAUAACAAAAUUCAAGAUGAUUUGGUUUGGGUGCCUUCAACGUUGACAUAUUUUAAUGUACAGAACAACAUGUUUAGCGGAGAUUUGGAAAAAGUAUUGGUGUUUGGAGAACAAAACUCUUCAUCUCCACAUUCAUAUUGUCAAGCUUUGGAAGAGCUGAUUGUUUCGAGUAAUAACUUUACCUCCAUCCCUUUCAUUGAUUGCUUCCCCACCCUACGAACUUACAAAGUAUCGAAUAAUGCCCGAAGCAUUUCUCAUUUUCCACUUUCAAGCAGCAAUACCAUCGAUUUGCCUCAUCUUGAAACGGUGGAGAUUGCUAAUCAUGGAAUCAUGGAGGUCCCAGCUAGCUUCUUUACUCGGUGUGCAAAUAUCACAUGUUUAGACUUGUCAAGUAACUUUAUCAGAAAGAUUCCGGACGAAUUGGGACAACUUUCUAAACUUACACAUCUCUAUCUGAAAUACAACGAAAUUGUAGACUUGGAUGACAAUGUCAUCAUGAAUUUGACCUCAUUGAAAUAUUUAGAGGCUAAACAAAAUUCCAAACAAUUAUCUGAGCAUAUUGAAACAGACACACCAUUAAGAAAAUGGCUUCUUGAAAAGCAAGUGGAUAUUUCUGAGAAUAGUUUCAAGGUACCUGAUAUGGUUGAAGAAAACCUUUAUUUAGGAUGUAAGCAAGCGUCGUCACACUAUUCUACUAUCAAAAAUCUUGGAAUUACUCAUAUUCUUACCAUUGCAAGCGAGUUUAAUCCAAGAUUUCAUGACAGAUCUUAUGAAAAAGUCCCUGAUAUAGGAUCAGACGAAAAUUCAUACAUUGAAGCCAGUCACAUGUUUGUCACAAAGCAUGUCAAAAUGAAGGAAACUCAAAAUACUGAUCUGAUUGGAACAUUCAAUGAGUGUUUACCAUUUAUUGAAGAGGCACUCGAUCAAUCAAAGGGGAAAAGAAAAUUGUUGAUUCACUGUCAUGUUGGAAUCAAUAGGAGUGCCAGUAUUGUCAUCAUGUAUCUGAUGAAAAAGAAUUCAUGGACAUUGUCAGAAAGUUUAAAAUAUGUCAGAGAGAAGCGAUCGCUGGUGAUGCCAAUGCCAGAAUUUGUGAAACAACUUAAACAGUACAACCUCGCUCUAAAGAAGGAAAGGAAACAGUUGCAGCUUGCAACAUCGUCAAAUCAGUCCACUCUCACUUCAACGGUGGUAUCGCCUCUACUCGACAAUGAAGAAAAUUUAGAAUGA